CGCAGCUUCCUCCGCUGAUGUGCGCAAAAGUGAAAGCGGCUACAUGAUGCUGUCUGUCCCCGCUGCUGCUGGAGUCCUUCUACUCUUAGCUUGGAUUUAUCCAAGCGACGGACUCUAUUUCCACAUAGGAGAGACGGAGAAGAAAUGCUUCAUUGAGGAAAUCCCGGAUGAGACCAUGGUCAUCGGAAAGUACAGGACUCAGCUGUGGGACAAACAGACCAGCUCCUUCCUCCCGUCCACCCCCGGCCUCGGCAUGCACGUCGAGAUCAAGGAUCCAGACACGAAGAUCAUCCUUUCUCGUCAGUAUGGGUCGGAUGGACGGUUCACUUUUACCUCCCACACUCCUGGAGAGCAUCAGAUCUGUCUGCACUCCAACUCCACCAAGAUGGCUCUGUUUGCAGGUGGAAAACUGCGAGUGCAUCUGGACAUUCAGGUCGGAGAACAUACCAACAACUAUCCUGAAAUCGCAGCUAAAGACAAACUGACCGAGCUGCAGCUGCGAGUCCGGCAGCUGCUGGACCAAGUGGAGCAGAUCCAGAAGGAGCAAAACUAUCAGAGGUAUCGCGAAGAGCGGUUUCGCAUGACGAGCGAGAGCACCAACCAGCGCGUCCUCUGGUGGUCCAUCGCUCAGACGCUCAUCCUCAUCGUCACCGGCAUUUGGCAGAUGAAGCACCUGAAAAGCUUCUUCGAGGCCAAGAAACUGGUGUAAUGUCCGACUCUGCAGCCACAGCAUCAGGAAACGACACAAGAUGGACUUUACUCACCGGGAGAUGAAGACACGUGGUCCUAACGCCAGCCAUAAAUGGUACUAGCAAACCUACAGAUGCUGUUUUUGAUCCUGGGCGAUGUGUUGUUUUUUUUCCCCUUGUACACAUUUUAGGUUUUCCACAGUAGCACAACAUUCCAGCCGCCGUUCUUGUUGUGUUUUGUUGACAACACUGGACAUGUCAUUUGUCUAUCUUCAAGUGCAGGAAGAAGCAGGUUUCUUGUGAUUAUGUUGAAGCUGUUACAAGUAAGAACCCAGUAGUUUAUUUAAAUUUUUUGUUUUUGUCAUUGUUAGUGUUGCACAUAGUUUGAUUUGUAGGUUUUGUAAAUUCUAACCGCUUUCAGUCGUGUUCACCAAAUGGUCGCACUUAUGCAAAUAUUAUACUGGCCUUGAUUCCUGACAUGUCCAUUGAAUAACACUUGACUUUAACCUUCUGAACCCCAA
Molecule: messenger RNA, 1210 nt
Organism: Stegastes partitus (bicolor damselfish)
Lineage: Eukaryota; Metazoa; Chordata; Actinopteri; Pomacentridae
Gene: tmed4
Product: transmembrane p24 trafficking protein 4
Exons: 5
Coding region: 44-709 (221 amino acids)
Source: RefSeq, a predicted model, not a curated record